AUGGCUACAGAGGGAAAUUUUGAUUUUGGAGAAUUUCUGGAUGAGUUUAUAGCGGAUGAUGCCAGUGGAGACGAAUUUGAAGGUUUUAGUUUAGAUGACGUGGUGGAUAAUCCCACUGAAAAUUUUGAAAACUACAUAGAUGCUGAUAACUGGACUGCUGGGGACCGUGAACCUCCCCAACUAAACUUUACAAAGGUUGCGGGCAUGAGACAAACCGUCCAAAAUGAAACAUCACCAAUGGAGUACUUCAAGUUGUUUCUCUCAGACCCUGAUUAUGAGUUCAUGGCCGAGCAGACAAAUCUUUAUGCUCAACAGUAUAUCGGUUCUUCUCACCUGAAACCAAAUAGCAGGCACCAGAAAUGGCAUGACACCACCAAGUCCGAAAUGAAGCAGUUCAUUGCUCUGGUGCUUGCUAUGGGACUUGUGAGACAGCUGGAUGUGAAGGAGUAUUGGACAUUAGAUCCCAUUACAUCUACUCCAUUCUUCCCCAGCGUCAUGCCCCGAGACAGGUUUUUGUCACUUAUGGCCUUCUUCCAUCUAAAUGAUAACCUGUAUUGUGUGCCACGUGGACAGGAGGGUUUGACUCGGUUUACCAACCUCAUCAGAAUCUAUGCAUUGACGAGGGAAUGGUCCCAUGGCGGGGAAAUCUUCAUUUCCGCGUAUCCUGACAAGCCAGACAAGUACGGCCUGAAAGCUUACAUCCUUUGCGAUGCAGUGAAUGCGUAUUGCCUGAAAAUGAAGCUUUACACGGGUAAACCUACUACACCACCCAGUGAGAAAGGUGCCACCCAUGAUUUGGUGAUGGACUUGCUCCGCAACGAUUAUGCAUGUGGACAUAUACUAUACUGCGAUAAUUACUAUGCCAGUCCCUCUUCAUGGACCUUUGGUGUCUUGGUGUAG
Messenger RNA from Saccostrea cuccullata (small rock oyster), 900 nucleotides. RefSeq names its product piggyBac transposable element-derived protein 4-like. The record is from RefSeq and is a predicted model, not a curated record. Lineage: Eukaryota; Metazoa; Mollusca; Bivalvia; Ostreida; Ostreidae. The coding region runs from base 1 to 900 and encodes 299 amino acids. The transcript has 2 exons.